This is a messenger RNA of Sardina pilchardus (European sardine), 3263 nucleotides long. Its product is annotated as T-cell differentiation antigen CD6-like. Gene Ontology annotation, molecular function: serine-type endopeptidase activity. The transcript has 14 exons. Lineage: Eukaryota; Metazoa; Chordata; Actinopteri; Clupeiformes; Clupeidae. The coding region runs from base 38 to 1999 and encodes 653 amino acids. Gene Ontology annotation, biological process: zymogen activation. Gene Ontology annotation, cellular component: plasma membrane. The record is from RefSeq and is a predicted model, not a curated record.
UGCUCAUGUAUGUCAAGCAGGCUUUCAACAGAAAAGGAUGUAUUUGUUUAUAUGUAUCAUGUUCUUGCAGAUCCUUAGAUGUGGAGCACACCAAUAUCUCACCAGUCCAACUGCAGAAACAACUCUGACUGAGGAAGAAAGCCCUAUAGCAUCCAUAACAGCUCAUCCCUGGGUGACCUUGCUGAAGGACACAUGCACGUGGACUCUACGUCGGGACAUAAGGUCAAACAUCAGCCUGACCCAGGAGCUGAGGUUGACAAUCACACAGCAGAUCUGCCAGUCCCUGGGCUGCGGAGAUGUGGACGGUAUCAGUGAGACAUCGGCACCGCUCAACAGCACGUGUCUGUCUCACUGCCUCCGAGUCGAUCAUACAGGACUGCACCACUGCUCAGAGGUGGUGGCCGAUGACUGUAAAGUCUUGACCAAAGUCACAUGUGGACACAGUAAAGUUCGUCUGGUUGGUGCAGAUCAUCGUUGCGGAGGGCGUGUGGAGGUUUGGCAGGGGAAGCAGUGGGGCACUGUGUGUGAUGAUGACUGGGACGUGAACGACGCCAACAUCGUCUGCUCUCAGCUGGGCUGUGGCUAUGCCGUCAUGGUGACGGGACAAGAUGGUCGCUUCGGCCCAGGCAAGGGCUCCAUCCUAUUGGACAAUUUGAACUGCACCGGCCAAGAGGGGAACCUAUGGGAGUGUCCCGGUCGGAGAGGCACAGAUGACUGUGGGCACAAGGAGGAUGCUGGGGUGGUGUGCUCAGAGUUUAAGGAUGUCAGGCUGUCAGGAGGUCUUGAUCGGUGCUCAGGUCGGGUAGAGAUCCAUCGAAAUGGGACAUGGGGAACUGUGUGUGAUACCUGCUGGGCCAAGGAAGAAGCCAACACUGUGUGUUCAAUGCUAAACUGUGGGAGAGCUGUCAAUUUUUCUGCAUUCAAUCCACCUUUCACCCAUGACAACAGCACCAAGUGGUUUUACUUCUGUAAGACUGCAAACACUAGUUUGUGGCCUUGUGAGGAAUUUGCCAACCACCCAGCUUUUUGUGCUGACUCAAAAGCCGCAGGAUUAAUUUGUGAAAACUCACUCGGGCUGCCUCCAACCCCUACUCAGGACACAACGAUCACAAGACUAAAAGAUGUUUCUCCGUCUACGAGCACGGUCUCUGUCUCCGUGACAACCGGAGAGCCGUUGAUCCCCCUCUCUCUUGAGCAGCUGGGCUGUGUGGGCCUAUCGGCAGCCCUCCUCAUCGCCCUGAUCGCAAACAUCAUCAUCUGCUGCCGAUACAGGAGGCAAGACAAGCUUUUGAUUCAGCGGAAACACCCUGUGCUUCAGAGCGCAGGUGAGCACCAUAACAAUGACUACGGAGACAGCAUCGACCUGGUCAACGUCACCAGCAACAACUACGAGGCAGACCACGCCGAUCACUCGGUGGAGACUGCCCCUUCUUAUUACCCCCAGAGCAGCAUCGACAGCUCGGUGUCCUACGAUACGGACCGUGAUGGAAGCCUGAGCGUCGAGCUUGCCUACCCUCUCUCCACCUUCCGCAAUUCACGGAAAUACAGCUCAGAAAGAAGAACCCCGACUGCAGGAGUUUCACACAUGAGCAGUCUCACAGAGGAAGCUUGCAACCCUGCUGGGGACAUGGCCACAUUGCAUGCUGGGUACUUAGUGGACAACUGUCAGCCAAACAGGACAAGCUAUGCAGGCACAGCCAGUGUGGAUUCCUUUGACUCUUCCAGCACUUCGUCUGGUGAAUGCUAUGAGAACGUAGAAGCAGCCAGCUCUGCACUACCAGACAUAGAGGCACCAAUUUAUGACCAGACAGAUGACUUCCUGCAACAUGAUGGAAACCACGGAGAGCUCACGGCAACACACACUUUCAGCCAGGGGGUGGCGGCAGAAAGCCCCUCUAGUGGAGAAGACUCCCCCCUCUACUCCCCCGUGAGCAUGGAGCCGCCAGAGGCGGAGGACGAGUCUGACUGUGACUAUGACGACGUGGACUACUUGCAGUGAUGGAGAGUCCAUAGACUGGGACCAUGAUGAUGUUCUCACAUACAGUACAUGCAGUGACCUGACCUGAGAUGACCUGGCCUGAUUUGGGGAGUCCUCGGACUGUUACCACGACAACAUGGUUAGCCACAUGCAGUGAUGGGUAGUCCUCAGCCUGCUACCGUGACAAUGUGGUCAGCUGCAUGGAAUGAUGAGAAGACCUCAGACUGACUGUGGUCAGCUACUUGCCAUCGCCUGACCUUGAGGUGGGUUUCACAACAACUCAUAUCCGAAUACAUAUCAUUCUUUGUUCACUCCACAGGAACAGCAGUUGAAUUAAAGAUUAUUUAUUGCAAUUACAGUUUUUCUCAGUCGCUUUAGUACAUUUCUCAGAAUUGAAAUUCUCAAAACUACUUGUUCAAUCUUCACAUCAUUGCGUCACUUGUGCACAUCAAAAAAUCAGUUUCUCAUUUUCUUUCAACAAGUUGCAAAUGUUUUGGUACAUCCAUGCAUAUUAUGAUAUUCUCUGCUGAAUAGUCUCACCCCCACAACAUGCAAAAUGGUUGAACAUGUUGUCAUGAGAAUUUGUGGCCCAAAAGACAGGAACGUCAGGAGGUGGAGGAAGACUGCACUGUUAUUCCUACAGCACUGCAUGUACAGUUUUUGCUAAGGGGAUUGUCCCAUUUCAUCUUUGAAUCGCAAUGACAUGAUCUGUCAACAAAUUAUAGUAAAAAACAGUAAAAGCGUAAAUGUGAAUCCUGUCCAGUCUCUUGCAAUCAAACUCCCACCUACACUAAGGUGUAACCUACAAUUUCCAAAAAUUGUCAUCAAAACUUGAGCCAUAGUUUACAUCAGAACAGGGUACACUGUUAUACUGACAACAUGACUAUGUCAUUUGACUGUCUUAUCCGUACACAAUGACAUAAGGACUUGUCAUUCUGAUGCACUGACAUUCAUUGACACAGAUAUUUCGUUUUGAGAGAUGAACUAAGGCUUUUGAGCAAGAAACUCGCUUUUGUAGGUAAUCCAUGGUAUUUUGCUGUUUGUACAACUUGUUCUGAGAAAUGCACUUACUGUUUUGCAAAUCUCAAGGAUGAUUCGAGAAAUGUAGCAAAGCAACUGAGAAAAACUGUAAAUAAAGGCUGCAGAUUAGUAAUCUGGGCAAAAUGUUGAGAAUGGACUCAGUAUAUAUCCAAUAACGAUUGUCUGUGUUUACAUAUCUGUCCAUUAUUGUUUAUAUGCACAAUAUGACUGCAAUUUGUACUUUGUAAAUAAUCUACUUUUAAAU